AUGGGCAAAUUCUUGCAAGAAAUUCCUGACCACCUCAUCGAAUGGAUCCUUCAACAAGAGAUGUUCUGGGUAGCCACUGCACCCCUAUCGUCUGAUGGACAUGUCAAUAUUUCUCCAAAGGGUAUCAAAGGCACGUUCCACGUGGUGAAUUCGCGUCGAGUCUGGUACGAAGAUCUCUCUGGGACCGGGGCGGAGACCGUAGCACAUAUAAGAGAGAAUGGGCGAAUCACUAUCUUAUUCCAUGCUUUUGAAGGACCGGCUCGGAUUGUCAGGCUUUAUGGCAAAGGAUUUUUCUACGAACUAGGGACACCGGAAUACGAGGCGCUUGUUACAUCCGAGCAGCGGCUGGCUGGAUCUCGCGCCGUCAUAGGCUUGGAUAUUACAAAAGUUGGCACGACAUGCGGAUAUGCAGUCCCAUACUACCAGUUUAUCUCUCACAGAACUCAGCUUAUGGAUUGGGCCGCAAGAAAAGAAUCUGUUGACCAAGAUGACUCCGCAAAUGUACCCUCUGGAAUUCUACCUCCCUCGAUAUACGCCCAGGGUGAAGAGUCGACGGUCAAUCCCAAAGGCAUGAGGUAUUGGUGGCAACAACAUAAUCUCGUCAGCUUAGACGGCCUUCCUGCAUUCUCGAUAAAUUUUGGACUUGGGUUCCCCUUCGUGUUCUCCCUUGGACGCCUUCGAGCUUCCAAGAUAGCCAUCGUCGGUUCCAAUCCGAACCAUUCGGUAGCGGCAUCGAUAUCGCCUGCAACUCGGCUCGCAAUACACGGGGCUGAAGCCAGCAAGGCUCCGCUUUCAGUCGGAGUGGAUGAUUCCCGAUACAACACGCGUUCUUUCUUGGAGUCGUUUUUGUCCUUCCUUCCCUUUUUCCUUACCUUGCUCAUCGGCGUCAUAAUUGGCCGGACUUACGAUAAGUACGCACACGUACUCAGUAGUACCCUGUCAGUUGGCAGAUUUUAG
Molecule: messenger RNA, 957 nt
Organism: Psilocybe cubensis
Lineage: Eukaryota; Fungi; Basidiomycota; Agaricomycetes; Agaricales; Agrocybaceae
Exons: 4
Coding region: 1-957 (318 amino acids)
Source: RefSeq, a predicted model, not a curated record